Molecule: messenger RNA, 423 nt
Organism: Aureobasidium uvarum
Lineage: Eukaryota; Fungi; Ascomycota; Dothideomycetes; Dothideales; Saccotheciaceae
Source: the annotation of a GenBank genome assembly
AUGAGCAAUGGCACGGGUGCAGACGAGGGCCACAGUAGCAGGUCGAGUCUGACGACAGCGGCCGACUACCCGGCAGCGACGCGUCCGGUCAGCGUCGCCAUCGACCCCGUGGCCUUGAUCAUUACCGAAUGUAUCACCGUCACCUCGGCCAUGCGCAAGCAUGCGCGCUGGGCCCAAUCCUCAGUAUCAGCAAUCCUCGGCGGCGGUGCUGCUAGGCGCCCACCCUCUUCCCUCGGCUCUCUCGCUGCCGCUGACGACGCCGAUGGUGGACAACUGGCUACACGAUGGGGCCUUCGUGGCAAGAAGGGAAAGAGCAUCCAGGACAACCCGCUGCUGUCGGCCUUUGCGCGUCUGCGUAGUCAACUCAAGGGGUGCAGAGGUAUGUCAUGCGACCUCGCUCACGCCAUUUCACGCAGCAGUUGA